Nematolebias whitei (Rio pearlfish) is the source of this 1728-nucleotide messenger RNA. It is a transcript of the gene krcp, whose product is annotated as kelch repeat-containing protein. The transcript is spliced from 12 exons. Lineage: Eukaryota; Metazoa; Chordata; Actinopteri; Cyprinodontiformes; Rivulidae. Gene Ontology annotation, molecular function: protein binding. Bases 1 to 1728 code for a protein of 575 amino acids. The record is from RefSeq and is a predicted model, not a curated record.
AUGGAAGAGUUCGGAGUUUACGCUGUUUUCGGUGUAAACUGUCCGCCUCAAAUGCUUCUAAGUUCGGACGCGUCGAGCAGCGUGUGUGUUGCAGUUCCCCCAUCUGUCCGGCAGGUGGUGCUGUUCAGCAGCGGCCCGUGGGAGAAGAGGAUCUGCGUCCACGUUGGGCUGAAUGAUGCUGAUGGGAUCCCCAUCACUAUAGGAAAACUGACUCCUUACAACAAGUGUUUGACGUGGGAGCAGUGGGAGGAAGAGACGUGGACAGACGGCGUCACGCUGAGCGUUUCACUGGAGGGAGGACACCCGUUUAACUGGAGUGAAACAAGUUUUCGUCUCGUGAACGUCGUCCUUCAAGACCCGGCAGCUCCCGUCACAGCUCGGGAGCUCAACGGCAAGAGGAAGAGAGAGCGGCUGGCAGAGCGUGGCGACGGCAGUAAGGUGCCAAAAGCAGGAGAAGAAGAGAACGUGUGUCCAAACAGUGGGACGGAAAAGACCUCGUCCGUGCACAAGGUCAGAGGUCAAACCAACAGCAGACAGAAGCUGUUCGCCAACGGAGCUGAAUCCUCCAAGACAAAAGCAGCAGGUGAGGACAGAGGACUCAGUAACGACGCAGGAGAGACACAAGGCAUUGUGGGAAAAACGCCUCCUCGGGGCUCAUCCAGGACCAAGAGUAGGCAGUCAAAGACUCCCACGCAGACCGCCCCUCUGAUCCGGCCGUCUGGACGCUGGGGUCAAACUUUAUGUCCCAUCGAUGCUCAGACGGCCAUUUUAAUCGGAGGUCAGGGAGCCAAGAUGCAGUUCUGCAAGGAUCCAAUGUGGAAGCUCUGCAUGGAGGACAUGUCCUGGGUGGCAGCAGAGACUCUGGCAGAGGGUCCGACCCCUGAGGCCCGGAUCGGCCACACAGCCGUCUACGACCCAGACUCCAAGCGCAUCUUUGUGUUCGGAGGCUCCAAGAACAAGAAGUGGUUCAACGAUGUCCACAUCCUGGACACGCAGAGCUGGAGGUGGAGCAUGGUGGAGGCUCAGGGAAAGGUUCCCCCGCUGGCCUACCACAGCUGCAGCAUGUUUCGGGGGGAGCUCUUCGUGCUGGGAGGGGUGUUUCCUCGCCCCAACCCAGAGCCCGAUGGCUGCAGUGACUCGUUGUACAUCUUCGACCCUCACCUCUCCAUCUGGUACCAACCCAUCGUCACAGGAGACAAACCGUCCCCCCGAUCAGGCCACUCUGCGUGUGUGAUUCAGGAGAGGUACAUUUACGUGUUCGGGGGGUGGGACACUCCCGUCUGCUACAACGACAUGUACAUACUGGACCUCGGUCUGAUGGAGUUUUCUGUUGUGACAACAUCUGGAAAAGCGCCGUCCCCUCGAAGUUGGCACGGCAGUGCUGUGCUGUCGGACACCAAGUUUCUGAUCCACGGUGGCUACAACGGGAACAACGCUCUCAGUGACGCCUUCGUCUUCGAUACAGAGUCGAGCACCUGGACGGAGCUGACGCUGCCUCGGCUCUCCGUCCCCAGGGCGGGACACUCCAUCAUCACCAUGGAAACGCCCGGUCGCCGUCCCACCUCGGAGCAGGGCGGAGACGUAGCGGCGAGCUUCGGGUCCGAUGGAAGAACCCUGCUGGUGUUUGGAGGCGGAGACAACGAGGGGGACUUUUACUCGGACCUGACGAGCGUUCCCAUGGAGGAAGUGCUCGGCGUGGAAAAGUUUCUACUUCCUGUCCGAGCGUGA